This is a messenger RNA of Cajanus cajan (pigeon pea), 927 nucleotides long. Its product is annotated as vacuolar protein sorting-associated protein 55 homolog. The record is from RefSeq and is a predicted model, not a curated record. Gene Ontology annotation, biological process: late endosome to vacuole transport via multivesicular body sorting pathway. Gene Ontology annotation, cellular component: endosome. Lineage: Eukaryota; Viridiplantae; Streptophyta; Magnoliopsida; Fabales; Fabaceae.
GAGAGAAGGAAGAUGCUAGGUCUGUAUAUGAGGCCUGAGUGGCAGAUCCGCGCCGAUGGUGUGACCCUCUGCUGGUUACAAAAUAUAAAUUUAAAAUAGAAUUAAAAUUUAAAUCUUGAGUUUGAGCGAAAGCGUUCCAGUUCCAAGGGCACAAAUCAAAACCAUAGAGCUUUGUGUCAACGAAUUUUGGAUUCAGUUAUUACUCCCUAUAACAUGAGGAGGUGACUUGGAGAUGGCAGACUUACCAGGGCAUAUACGUGCCUGUUUGAACACAGGGAAGCUUGCCUCCUUGGCAAUUUUGGUCUCUGGAGGAAUCGUCUUGCAGAUUUUGGCAUGUGCCUUGUAUAAUAAUUGGUGGCCGAUGCUAAGCGUGUUAACGUAUGUGCUUCUUCCAAUGCCUUUGCUGUUCUUUGCUGGGUCUGAUGGUUCUGUAUUUUCUGAAUCUGAUAAUAGCUGGGUGAAUUUUACCAAGUUCUUGACCGGAGCCUCAACCGUUGGAGGCAUUGCCAUUCCGAGCAUAUUAAAGCAUGCUGGGGUUAUCUGUUGGGGAGCCUUUGCAAUGGAACUGUCGUCCUACUUUGUGUUUGGAUUAUCUGUAUUAUGUUUCCUUUGGAUGAGUGAUGAUGAUGAUUACGGUAUGCUAUGAGAAGGGAACUUUACUUUAGCGGGGCUUGCUUCUUCAUUGCGAAAAUGGAUUUAUUCCUUUCAUGUGCUAUUGAUUUCCUUGCUUUUGUGUGCUUCACCUCAGCAUAUUUCUUUUCCCAUUUUAAAUAUUGGCAGCCUCGACUAAUUGUGUUUAACAAUGAUUUCUCGAGGCUCUCAAUUGUGAAGGAGCUUUCAGACAUUAUACGGAAAUUGUAUGUAACUGGACUUUAUUACUUUAAUAUCUAUUCUGGAAUGAAAAGGCUUUAUUGCUUAUUGUGUAAA